UUUAAAGUUGAAUUUACAAUAGUCAAAAUAGUUAUUUUCUUUAAAAAUCGUCAUUUUAAAACCUAUCUCUGAACUUAUAAAUGCACGCGCUGGGCGGGAAUACUCACUCUCGCAUGCUCCAGGAUUGACAUGGCGUCGUGCGCAGUACAGAUGAUUGGCAAAGUAACGAGGAAGAAGGUUGAAAAACUGAAAUUUGAAACAAACAUUUUGAAGGGCCCUUAUAUGAAGCACCCUUUACAAAACAGAUGGGGCCUUUGGUUCUACAAGAAUGAUAAGAGCAAAAUGUGGCAAGACAAUCUAAGGCUCAUCACCAAGUUCGACACAGUUGAGGACUUCUGGUCAUUAUACAACAACAUACAGCCUCCAAGCAAACUCUCCUCUGGCUGUGACUACUCUAUGUUCAAGGAUGGAAUUGAGCCCAUGUGGGAAGACAGGAGUAAUAAAUGUGGUGGCCGCUGGUUGAUUACUCUAGCCAAGCAGCAUAGACACACAGAACUUAACCAUUUUUGGCUGGAAACGCUGUUGUGUCUUAUUGGAGAGGGCUUUGGCUCCUUCAGUCGGGAUAUCUGUGGAAGUGUAAUCAAUAUUCGUGCCAAAGGGGACAAAAUUGCCAUCUGGACCUCCAAUGCUGAGAACUGUGAGACCGUGACAUACAUUGGUAAGAAGUAUAAAGAAAGUCUUGGGCUUCCGCAGAAACUUGUCAUUGGAUAUCAAGCCCAUGCAGACACUGCGACUAAGAGCAACUCCAUAACCAAAAACAAGUUUGUUGUUUAAAAGUGGGCUUUAGUUUGAUGCUGUUGCAGAGGCCUGGAAGUUUAUAUUGGUAAAAGAAUAAUCUUGUAUUUAUAUUUUUUGUUACUUUAUAUGUGUGGCUGUAACUUGUGGUAUUUAAAUUCACCUUGAUAUGUAAGACUUUGUAAAUGUUGAACUUGUUUGAGUUGUACUUUUUGUGCUAUUGAUGGGAUGUCUAAACUUCUAAGACCUUUUUCUUUGAAAAUUAAAACGAACUACUUUUGCAAA
Molecule: messenger RNA, 1020 nt
Organism: Cyprinus carpio (common carp)
Lineage: Eukaryota; Metazoa; Chordata; Actinopteri; Cypriniformes; Cyprinidae
Product: eukaryotic translation initiation factor 4E family member 1B
Biological process (GO): translational initiation
Cellular component (GO): eukaryotic translation initiation factor 4F complex; cytoplasm
Molecular function (GO): translation initiation factor activity; RNA 7-methylguanosine cap binding
Source: RefSeq, a predicted model, not a curated record